This is a messenger RNA of Triticum aestivum (bread wheat), 2143 nucleotides long. Its product is annotated as L-type lectin-domain containing receptor kinase IX.2-like. The transcript is spliced from 3 exons. The record is from RefSeq and is a predicted model, not a curated record. The coding region runs from base 1 to 2019 and encodes 672 amino acids. Lineage: Eukaryota; Viridiplantae; Streptophyta; Magnoliopsida; Poales; Poaceae. Gene Ontology annotation, molecular function: carbohydrate binding; protein kinase activity; ATP binding. Gene Ontology annotation, biological process: protein phosphorylation.
AUGUUGAUGGCCUCUGCUGCAAGAAGCAGCACGCCGCAGCUUCUCCUGUUCCUUUACGCUGGCUGCGUCCCCCUUUUCAUGUCGAGUAAUGCUCCUCAGCAUCUCGUAGCAGCUGCCAACUCGCCGUUCUCCUUCAGCUUCGACUUCUCCACCAUAUCCACCUCCCGCUUAGAAGACCUCCAACUCGAGGGCGAUGCGGCCCAGCACGGGAAGUUAGUCGACCUGACCUGCUACUCUCUCACGCAGAGAAUCCCCUACGGCAACUGCACGGGGCGGAUGGUGUACGCUCACCCGGUGCCCUUCUAUGACAGUACCACCGGUGAGGUGUCGAGCUUCACCACGCGGUUCACCUUCGCGAUCGGGCCCAACGCCGGUGGCGGCAAGGAGGGUGGCAUGGCUUUCUUCCUCUCCAGCUACCCUUCAAGAUUGCCACCAGACUCAAGCGGGGGCGACCUUGGUCUCCCUGGUAAUGACGGCCUGAGCCAAGCCUAUGGCACAGACCGGUUCAUCGCCGUUGAGUUCGACACAUUGAGCAACACCUGGGAUCCAAGGGGCACCCAGGACCAUAUCGGCAUCGACAUCAACACUGUUAGGCAGUCGGUUAACACGACAAGCUUGCCCACCUUCAGCUUGAACGGCUCUAUGACGGCGUCCAUCACCUUUGACAGCAAUACCAAGAUGCUUGUCGCCUCCCUGCAGUUUGAUGACCGUCCUUCUGUCGGCCCUGUUGAGGUAAGCACCAUGUUGCCAGAUCCCGUCACGUCCUUGCUACCGUCGGAGGUGGCAAUUGGGUUUUCUGCGGCCACCGGUGAAUCCUUCCAGCUCCAUCAGAUACUGUCAUGGUCCUUCAACUCAACUCUUGCAACUCACGCAGCAGGUAGCGAAGCUGAUAUAACAGUGAUUAUUAACGGAACAGUAGCUGUUCUGUAUGUGCUAGGCAUGCUUUGGUGCAUAAUUUCAGGUUGGUCACAUGGUAGGUGGAGAGUCAAAAGAAAUUCCUUAGUGUUGGGAACAACCGGACUUAGGCGAUUUGAGCACAGAGAGUUGGCCAGGGCAACAAACAAGUUCUCGGAGAAAAGCAAGCUUGGAGUCGGUGCCUUUGGUGCAGUAUAUAAGGGGAGUUACAAGGAUGAGGAAGGCAGGCAAUUAGAAGUUGCUGUGAAGAAAAUAAAGCAGACUGCAGGAAGGGAUUUCAGCGACGAACUCAAGACGAUUAGUGCAACGAGGCACAUGAAUCUAGUCGAGCUGAAAGGUUGGUGCUGCAGCCGAAACAAAUCAGCCUGUGUCGGUUUCUGCUGUUGCGGUUGUCGGCAAAAGGUCAAAUGUUUCCUUGUAUAUGAAUUGGUACCUAACGGCGACCUGGAGUACCACCUGAAGAAUGUUCUACCAUGGGAGAAGAGGUACAAAAUAGCAAAGGGGAUAGGGUCUGGUAUAACUUAUCUCCACCACGGAUGCAAGCGGUGCAUCUUGCACAGAGAUAUCAAACCAAGCAACAUACUCUUGGACAAUGAGUUCAACCCCAAGCUUGGUGACUUCGGGCUAUCGAGGAUCACUGACAAGGAUAGUACCAUGCUGAUGACAACUGCUGUCGGGACGUUGGGGUACAUGGAUCCACAAUGCAUUAAAGAUGGGGAGGUAGAGUACAACUGUAGGUCCGACGUCUACAGCUUUGGAAUUGUUCUACUAGAGAUUGCAUGUGGAAAGAAGCCCAGGGAGCAAAUCCAGCUGGAGGAGCUGAGGAGCAGCGGAACUGAAGCCCAGUUUCUGGAGAAUGUCGCUGAUGCCAAACUAAAUGGCGACUAUAACAUGAAAGAGAUGCAGCGCAUGGUUUUCCUGGGACUCAGGUGCUCUCACCCAGUUAGGCAACAACGUCCUUACAUGAAGGAUGCAAUGAAAUACCUGGAGGACGGCAUAGAGUUGCCUGCUAUAACUGAAAGACAGAGCCACCAGGGUGCAUAUGGCACUAUUUGCUCUGACGAGCAGGCACUUAUGUCACCUAGUGCUGUGUCUUCCUGUUAGUCAAUCUCAGCUAGCUGCGCCAUUGAUUCAUGGGUCGACACUUUCUCAUGCCUCAUCCAAGCGUGUGUGUUUCUCAUAUGCACACAUCUAUCGCUUGCAAUGCAACUUCCUUUACCGUUGUAAU